UGUAAGGGGCGGAGCAUGUUAGUCUGCGGCCAGCUGAGUGCACUUUCGGGUGGGCGGACCGUAGCAGUGACAGUGACGCUCCGAGACUGUGGACAAACUGUCAAAAAGCACACAACUAACGCCAUGGCAGAGUUAGACCUGAGUCUUAUUGAUGCCCUGACGGACAGCGUCCCCCAGGCGGGCUCGGAAAGCGUAGUGGAGAGGGACUUUGUGGCUGAGCUGGAGGCUGAGACCUUUGAUGACCAGGUUGGAGAAACCAUAGGCAAGACAGACUACAUCCCUCUGCUUGAUAACGAUGGCACCACUGCAGACACAGGUGCUGCAUUGGAGAAUGGAGAGCAGGAAGCAAAGGGAGUACAGAUGCCUGGUUGUAAGCUGAUCGAGGGAGGAAAGACGUCAGUGCUGGGCCAGGAUCCACAGGGAGAGGUGUGGCCAGGCUCGUUUGAGAACCAGGCCUGUGUUGCAGAUUUAUUAUCAGGUUUCAGUGUACCUGAGGGGAUGGAGAUGGAUGUGGAGAUGGGCACUGCACCACUUCCUGCAGAGAGGCCUCCAAGUAUAGCAGUGCUCCAACAACCCAUCACCCCACUGGGUUCAGAUGCCUCAAAAGAGCACCCAAUCAUGUUGCCUGAACCCCUGGUCCCUUACAGCCCUUUGGAUCUGCCAGCAGGUGCCUUAGGUGACUCCUGGCCAGAACAGGCUGGCUGCCUACCAUCAGACCUCUGUUUCACACCCAGUGUCUCCACGGUGAUUAGUCGCCAUGCCGGUCAGCUUGCAACCAGCCUGGGUGACCCACCUGACACUUGGCCUAGCCAAGAAACCACUGCAUAUGCCGGAGGUGAUGAGAGGGAGGGGGAGGGAGAUGGAGCAGACAGGAAACAGAAGAAAAAGAAGAAAAGACGACAGAAGGAUGAGGGAUCUUAUGAAUAUUCAGAGAUCGGGGGUCAACCUGAGACACUAGUCCAAGCAGAAAACACUCCCCCAGCACCGGGGUAUUGCCACAGGAUUGGUCCACGGCGGGACAGAGGAGAGGGGGGCUGGGAGGAACACCUUGGGAAGAGUGGAGGCCGGGGAAAGAGGGGUAAGAGCAGGAAGAAGCUGCCGGAGGAAUGGGGUGUGAUGGCAGAGCCAACUGGUCUUUCAUCUGCCAUAACCUCUGAAAUCACAGAAGAAGUGGUUAUGGAACUUGGGAGUUCAGCACAGGUAAACCCACAGACCUCUGUUCCAAAUCCUGAGACCAACCCCUGGAGAAAAGAGUUUUACCCAGAUGAAAGCCCUGUGCCUUCCCCACUGUCCCAGGGCCUAUUCUCCACCAUAGCUGCUUCCUCUAGCCCACUGGUCAUGAAUAGUGAGCUGAAACCCACAGCAACUCCAUUCAUCAUGCCUUCUGUUGCUGACAAUGCUGUUGUUGGCUCUACCCCCAUGGCUCCUAACCUUGAUGAUGCAUUUGCUGCAGAUUAUCAUGGCCUCUUGAUGGAUAAUGAAAAUCCCAAAGUUGACCACAACACUCAAGCUUUUUCACCACUUUUCUCACCCAAUAAUGAAGUGGCAGGUGGUGACAUGGUCGAUAGCGGGAUGUUUGACAAAACAGGUUCCCUGCAAGAUUCUUUUGUUCAAGGAUUUAAUGAGGGAGACACCUCAGCUUUCAGCCCAGCUUACCCACCAAGCCCUGACUUAUCCCAAGAAGCCAUUCGUGAUGAGGUGUUAGCCUCUGCCCCUCCUCUCUCACCUUCAGAUGCUUCAUGGCUCCUGAAAGAUUCUCAGCUAAAUAGCAGCAGUCAGCCAUAUGAUGUUAGUGACGUCAGCAGUCCAGGUUAUGCAUUGUCUUUAGGCUUGACCUUUGACACGCCAAGCCCAGCACCUCUACGUUCCCCCAAAACCACACCUCAGGAAUUCCAACUCAAAGAGCAAAAAGAUACUAAAUCAGCCUCAAGGCAGUCCAAGAAGUCCCGUUCUUCAUCAUCUUGCUCUGUUAAGAGUCCCACCUCACCAGGAGUUAAGAAGAUCAAUUCACAGUCAUCUGCCAUUGUCAGCCCCUCCUUCCCUCCAUCCAUCACCCCCUUGGGAUAUGCAGGCUCUGGGCUUAACCCUGCUGCUAAACCCUUCUUUCCCAGCUUUGCUGAUCCCAUGGAUGAGCCAGCUACGGUCCUCACAGUUGCCCCCAUCAUCGAAGACAAGGGAGACAAAAAUGAGAAGAUGACAGACAACAUCAUGAAGGUGAACUUGAUUGAUCCCCUGGAUCAAGUUGAAGAGAAGAGUGGGAAGGCUGAAAACACAAGCAGUGUGACCUGUAUCAGUGUGGAUAAGGCCACAGAGAACAACAAAGACAAGCCGAAAGAGACACAAAAAGAAGAUAAAAUCAAGGAAAAUGCAAUGGGAAAAGAGACUGAAGAAAAUAAAGAAAAGGUGGAAGAAAAGGAAAAAGAUGUGGAAGAGGUGAAACAAGAGCAGAGUGAUACAAAAAAAGAGAAAGGUGAAGAAUUUAAAAAGCUGGAAGUAAAAGAGCAAGAAAUAAAAUUCGUGAAAGAAGUGCAGAAAGAGAUGGAAAGAGAGAAAGACAAAGAAUUAAAUGAGGUGGAAGUAAAGGAAAAAGAAAUAAAAUGGCUAGAAGAGCAGCAGAAGACAGAAAAAGAGAGAGGUGGAGAAUUAAAAAAGGUAGAAGUAAAGGAUAAUGAGAUGGAAAAGGUGAUUGAAGAACAGAAAGGGACAGAAAAAGAUGAAGGUGAAGACUUGAAAAAUGUGGAAGUAAAGGAUAAAGAGAUGGAAGGGGUGAAUAAAGAGCAGAAAGAGACAAAAAAAGAAAAAGGUGGAGGAUUUAAAAAGGCAGAAGUAAUGGAAAAAGAAAUGGAAGGGGUGCUAGAAGAGCAGAAAGAGACAGAAAAAUAUAAAGGUGGAGAAUUGAAAAAGGCAGACGUAAAGGAUAAAGAGAUGGAAGGGGUGAAUAAAGAGCAGGAAGAGACAGAAAAAGAAAAAGGUGGAGGAUUUAAAAAGGUAAAAGUAAUGGAAAAAGAGAUGGAAGGGGUGGAAGAAGAUCAGAAAGAGAUAGAUAAGAUUGAAUUAAUGCAGAAGAUGAAAAAAGCGGAUGAAAUUAUCAAAGUAAUGGAGUCACCAGCCAAGUCAGAAAAGACUGGAUUUGGAGAUUUGGAGACCAAAAAAAAAGUGGAAGUCGCAUUUGAAACAGUUAAAGUUGAGAAAGCAGAGAACAUAGAAAAGGUGCAGAGAAGUGAGACAUCCGACGUGGAUGAAAAGGUAGAAAACAAAAGCACUGAGCAGCUUGGUAAAGAGCAGGACAUUGGCAAAGUGGAAGAAACACCAGAACAGCAGUCAGCACCUGUCGAGUCCAGUACCGGUUUGGAUAAACUGCAAAAUGCAAUGGGAACAGAAACAAAAGACAAAGCACUGAGUGUUGAAACCAAGAAAGAAAAGCCUGACAUAAGCAAUGCCAAAAAGCCAGACAAAGUGGACAAGAUGGAGAAACCAUCUGGCACGCCAGCAGAAAAAUCAGUGCAAAAGAGUCAGAAGGAAUUUAAGCAGGACAAAAUACAUGGUGAAAAAAAGACUGCUGAGAAAAAAGAUGGCAGAAAGGACAAGACAACAAAAGCAGAUGCAGCAGAAAAGGCCAAGAAACCCAGCAAACCGGCAGUUAACGCACAAAGCACAACACAGAGCAAAGGUUUACCAAGUGGUGACAAGAAGGCAAAGUCUGCUGUUGGGUCAACCAAAACCAACACCACUGCCAAAAUGAGGCCAAGUGCCACAGCUGCCAGUGUUGGUUCAGCUGCAGCCACAAAAAAGCGCCCCACACUUUCCUCCACCACCUCCACAUCAGACACUCUCAGCAAAAAACCAUCCACAACCAAGGCACCAGCUACCACCACUGUUGGUCCUAAGAAGCCUGCCACAACCUCUACCAGCCGCCCAUUAAACACAGCCACAACAUGUGAUGUUAAGCCUAAGGUAACAUCAGAGAAGCGCCCCCCUGUGUCAAAGGCCAGUACUAUCACCUCUCAUCAAACAGGCACCACUAUCACCAAAAAUGGAACUGCUUCUGCAGCAGCCAAACCUGCGACAUCACUGCGCACAACUGCAUCUGCUCGCACCACUACCACUGCUUCAGCCAAAACAGCACUGGCCUCUAAGACAGACAACAAACGAGGAGAACAGAAGAAGCCGAGUAUUCCAAAGACUGCUCCAGCUGAGGCCACAAAACCGAAGACUACCAUCAGCCGUAGCACUGCUUCUACUACUACUCCUACUGCUUCUCGCACACGAACCACUACAAGCAAACCGGCUACCAUAUCGUCCUCCAUUGGCACAUUACCAGAGAAAAAGUCCUCGAUGUCUCGUACCACACGAGCCAAUUCCUCAACCACGACUACCACAACAACAAGCACCUCGAGGGCUACAGCUCGUCCCACAACAGCCCCUGCCCCUGACAUCCGGAAUGCUCGUUCUAAGGUUGGCUCAACAAAUAACAUGAAGUAUCAGCCUGGAGGUGGGAAGAUCACAUCUGCUUCUCACAACAGUGUUGCUUCCAAAGAAAUGAACCAGGGCAAAGUGCAGAUUCUCAACAGGAAGGUGGAUGUGAGUAAGGUGACGUCAAAGUGCGGUUCCAAGGACAAUCUCAAGCACAAGCCUGGUGGAGGUGACGUGAAGAUUGAGUCUCAUAAAGUUAACUUUAAAGAAAAAGCUCGGUCCAAAGUGGGCUCCAUGGACAAUGUGGGGCAUUCACCUGGUGGAGGAAACGUCAAGGCUGAGGGGGCCCAGGAGACAACAGAGGGGACUGGAACUCCCCUGAGCGGCACCUCAGCCCCAGCACCCAGCCCUGAGCCAGGGCAGACAUGGGCUCCUGCUGCCCAGGAGAAUGGAUUGAAGGGGGUGGCUCUCUGUGAUGAGGGCUUGCAGGAGCCCCAGGGUUUGGACUCGUGCAUCCCAGAGACAAGCAUCUAAUGCUGCUAUCCCUCUACUCCCUCAUUUCGACCCCCCUCCACCUCACCUCCUGUACCUGACCUACUUCUACUGCCUUUCUCUUUUCCAAACCUUCCGCUGCAGAUUGAGUCUUUCAAGCUCAACUUUAUCGAGAAUGCUUGCUCUCGCACGGACCACGGCGCUGACAUCAUCACCUGGUCAGCGCCCCAGGACAACAGACCCCACCUGCAUGGUUCCUUGUUGUUCCGUCAUCACCACCACUACCCAGCUCCUCGCAGCAUCUCCCUCAGUGAGUGUAUGGCCUCGGAAGGCUGUGUCAGCACAUUCUCCACCCC
Molecule: messenger RNA, 5261 nt
Organism: Thalassophryne amazonica
Lineage: Eukaryota; Metazoa; Chordata; Actinopteri; Batrachoidiformes; Batrachoididae
Product: microtubule-associated protein 4
Exons: 17
Coding region: 16-4947 (1643 amino acids)
Biological process (GO): neuron projection development; microtubule cytoskeleton organization
Cellular component (GO): neuron projection
Molecular function (GO): microtubule binding
Source: RefSeq, a predicted model, not a curated record